Messenger RNA from Sphenostylis stenocarpa, 693 nucleotides. The record is from the annotation of a GenBank genome assembly. NCBI's taxonomy places the organism in Eukaryota, Viridiplantae, Streptophyta, Magnoliopsida, Fabales, Fabaceae.
AUGCGUGGGGAAAGAUGCGUGGCUGUUGACACUAUAUCUCUUGUUGCUCGAAUACUGAACAGAUCUAAAGCUCAUCUCCAAUCAAUGCUCUUGCAAAGUAAUUCAACUAUACUGGAGGAUUUCUAUGUUCAUCUGGUGGAUGCUGUACCAGAUCUUACAGAACAUAUUCAUCGGACUACAGUGAGACUACUGUUGCACAUUAACGGAUAUGUUGAUCGUGUUGCCAAUUGUAAAUGGGAAUUAAAAGAGCUUGGCAUGGAGCAUAAUGGAUAUGUUGAUUUGUUGCUGGGGGAGUUUAAGCACUAUAAAACAAGACUUACUCAUGGAGGAAUUCGUAAAGAGAUUCAAGACCUAUUAUUGGAUUAUGGGCUUGAAAUUGUGGCAGAAACUCUUGUUGAAGGACUUUCAAGGGUGAAGAGAUGUAGUGAUGAAGGACGAGCUCUUAUGUCGUUAGAUCUUCAGGUUUUGAUUAAUGGACUACAGCAUUUUGUGUCGCUGAAUGUGAAACCCAAGCUACAAAUGGUUGAAACUUUCAUCAAGGCAUACUACCUUCCCGAGACAGAGUAUGUGCACUGGGCACGAGCACACCCGGAAUACAGUAAAAGCCAGAUUAUUGGACUGAUCAACCUUGUUGCCACUAUGAAAGGUUGGAAGAGGAAAACCAGGUUGGAUAUACUGGAAAAGAUUGAAUGA